Gorilla gorilla gorilla (western lowland gorilla) is the source of this 3286-nucleotide messenger RNA. It is a transcript of the gene NPTX2, whose product is annotated as neuronal pentraxin 2. The record is from RefSeq and is a predicted model, not a curated record. The transcript has 5 exons. The coding region runs from base 760 to 2055 and encodes 431 amino acids. NCBI's taxonomy places the organism in Eukaryota, Metazoa, Chordata, Mammalia, Primates, Hominidae.
UUGCAUCCGGAGGCGGCCGUCGUGCGGCUCCUUCCCGCCUCGAGAGUGAGGUGGCCGGGCCUUGACGAGAAGGCCCACGCCUGCCGCGGGGGUGGCUCGCGAUGGCAGUCGGGGUUCGAGUCCCGCCUGGGGGGCUGCUCCUGCUGGAGAAAACGCCUCCCUGAGGGCGGCGGCAAACGCGCAGCGAGGCCCCGUGCCGCGCCGGAAGCCACCCUGAGAAAGGGGCACCGGGACACCGUGGGAUUCCCACUUUCUCCUCAGCCUGUGACGCCCACGUCCUCGGGUGGGUUCGAGGGGCGCCUGGGCACGGCCAGCCGAGGCUCUCGAGAGCCCCAACGUCGUUUUCCACCUCAGGCCUCCUUUCCUGAGGCAGAGCCCGGGACCUCGCGCUCUCGCCUCAGGCUCCGGCCCACGCUCCCGCCCGGCCGCCAGGCGCGCAACGGAAAGCGCCCCCGCCCCGCCCCGCUCCGCCCACUGCGUGACGCGCACCCGGCCGAGCCAAUCAGAGCUCGUGGCGCGCGCCCCACACGCCGGCCCCCUCCGCCCCUCAGCUUAAGAAAGGGCGCGCGGACCGGGCAGGCCAGAGUGCAGAGCAGCGCGGUGGAUGCGGCUGUGAGACGGCGGGAGACUUCUGCCCCGCGGUGCACGCGACCCUCGAGACGACAGCGCGGCUACUGCCAGCAGCGAAGGCGCCUCCCGCGGAGCGCCCCGACGGCGACCGCUCGCCCAUGCCGAGCUGAGCGCGGCAGCAGCGGCGGGAUGCUGGCGCUGCUGGCCGCCAGCGUGGCGCUAGCCGUGACCGCCGGGGCCCAGGACAGCCCGGCGCCCGGUAGCCGCUUCGUGUGCACGGCACUGCCCCCGGAGGCGGUGCACGCCGGCUGCCCGCUGCCCGCGAUGCCCAUGCAGGGCGGCGCGCAGAGUCCCGAGGAGGAGCUGCGGGCCGCGGUGCUGCAGCUGCGCGAGACCGUCGUGCAGCAGAAGGAGACGCUGGGCGCGCAGCGCGAGGCCAUCCGCGAGCUCACGGGCAAGCUAUCGCGCUGCGAGGGGCUGGCGGGCGGCAAGGCGCGCGGCGCGGGGGCCACGGGCAAGGACACUAUGGGCGACCUGCCGCGGGACCCCGGCCACGUCGUGGAGCAGCUCAGCCGCUCGCUGCAGACCCUCAAGGACCGCCUGGAGAGCCUCGAGCACCAGCUCAGAGCAAACGUGUCCAAUGCUGGGCUGCCCGGCGACUUCCGCGAGGUGCUCCAGCAGCGGCUGGGGGAGCUGGAGAGGCAGCUUCUGCGCAAGGUGGCAGAGCUGGAGGACGAGAAGUCCCUGCUGCACAAUGAGACCUCGGCUCACCGGCAGAAGACCGAGAGCACCCUGAACGCGCUGCUGCAGAGGGUCACCGAACUGGAGCGAGGCAAUAGCGCCUUUAAGUCACCAGAUGCGUUCAAGGUGUCCCUCCCGCUCCGCACAAACUACCUAUACGGCAAGAUCAAGAAGACGCUGCCUGAGCUGUACGCCUUCACCAUCUGCCUGUGGCUGCGGUCCAGCGCCUCACCAGGCAUUGGCACCCCCUUCUCCUAUGCGGUGCCGGGGCAGGCCAACGAGAUCGUGCUGAUCGAGUGGGGCAACAACCCCAUCGAGCUGCUCAUCAACGACAAGGUUGCGCAGCUGCCCCUGUUUGUCAGUGACGGCAAGUGGCACCACAUCUGUGUCACCUGGACGACACGGGAUGGCAUGUGGGAGGCAUUCCAGGAUGGAGAGAAGCUGGGCACUGGGGAGAACCUGGCCCCCUGGCACCCCAUCAAGCCCGGGGGCGUGCUGAUCCUUGGACAAGAGCAGGACACCGUGGGGGGUAGGUUUGAUGCCACUCAGGCAUUUGUCGGGGAGCUCAGCCAGUUCAACAUAUGGGACCGCGUCCUUCGCGCACAAGAAAUUGUCAACAUCGCCAACUGCUCCACAAACAUGCCGGGCAACAUCAUCCCGUGGGUGGACAAUAACGUCGAUGUGUUCGGAGGGGCCUCCAAGUGGCCCGUGGAGACGUGUGAGGAGCGUCUCCUUGACUUGUAGCCGCCUUCUCCUCUGUCCAGGAGGCCGGGAUCAGGCUGUUGCCAUGGAAGUUCAGGGCCAUAGACUCCCCCACUUAAACUCUUGUCAGUCUGGGCUCAGGGUUCCCAGAACUCAUUCCCCAGGGAUCUCUAAGACCAGGGCUGGGGCAGUGUCUGUCACUGGCUUGUUUGUUCCCUACCAAGAUUCUGUUGCUAUUUGAAGUAGUGCCAGGGUCCCCUGGGAAGAUGCCCCCAAGACACGAGUGGGUGGAUAUCUGCAUUCCUGCUGCAAGUGGAGGCAGGUCCAGCAGCCCCUCUUCAGAGCCCCUGUAAAUGCUAUCGCAGCCUGAGUCCUGCCGCCUUCCAGUUCCUUGGUGUCCCGUGCACCCCUUCUGUCUGUCCCCUUUCAUGGCUGUGCAGCGGUCCCGCUGGAGUGGCCAUGUCCCUUGUGCAUUGAGUGCGUCCCCGCUGGUGACUAAGCUCGCAGCAAGCGGCUACCCCCCGAUCUGCAAAAGGGCCUCUCCCUUUGUGUUCUAUACAUUGUGAAUCUUCCCGUCUGAAGAACGCCCAGCCUGCCCAGACAAAGCCCCGCCUUCCCCAAAGCAGAGGGGCUGUCUGUGUCUCCAGAAAGGGGGCAAUGGGCGGGGGGGGGGCUCAGAAAGGAGAAGGGCUGUGAUCUCCAGUCCCUUCCACCAUCAUCCUUCCUUAGACUGAUGCUUUGACUGAAUCAUCACUAGCUAUGGCAUUAAAAGGCCUCUCUUCUCAUCUGGUGCCAAAGGUUCCGUUGCAGCUUUUUACAACCAUCCGGUGUGGUUUGGAGGAUUUGUUUUUUUUUUCCCCACAGAAAAGAACAGCCAUUAGAAGAAGGCUCCCAUUUUCUGAUGUUCCACCCCACUGUGAAGAGUGUGCUCGUUUUAAAUUCAUGUUGAUUCUUGUAAGCACUGGACUGUCUUCAUCAAGUAUUUCCCUACAGAACUCCUCAAGAAAACAGAGAUCAUUUGGCUAGAGAUUGGCUGAGUGACUCCAAGCUACUCACUGUAUUGGACGGGAGUAGUAAUUUAUUUUAAAGAUAAAGUGACAAAGUGGGGAAAUUUAUAAAGCUAAAUAUUAUAUAUUUUAUUUUUCAUACAUGUUUGAAGUGCAAAUCUGUGGAUAUUCCAUUUGUAGGACCAAGUCGACAUGCCCAUCCUGACAUUGUAUGCUACAAGAACUCUUCUGAUGAUGGAAUUUCGAUUAAAGUGCACUGAAAGAUG